CCAGGCCGCGGGUGCCCCGGCGGCGACGGGAGCGCCGCGCAGGAGUGCCGGGAGGCCCUGGCCGAGCUGGAGCGCGAGAGAGCCGCGCUGCACGAGCUGCACUCGUCGGAGGGGCUGCAGUCGAGGCCAUCGGGCCAGCUGGCCCUGGAAGAGGAGCGCCUGGCGGCGCUGGAGCGCCGCGAGGCCGAGCUCGAGGCCGAGUCUCUGCGGCUGCGCGGUGAGCGCUCUCGGCUGAUGCAGCUCAGCAACGACCUGAGGGCCCGGGUGGUGGCAGCCGUCGGUCUGGAGCCCGCAGGGGCGGCGGAGCCGCUGGGUCACGACGACAGGAUGGUGGUUCAGGAGCUGCAGAGGGCGCUGGCGCGCCUGCAGGAGCAGAACCGCGCGCUGCGCGCCGAGCGCGCGCGGGUGGGCGAUGCAGCGCCUCGGCACGGGCCGCUGCUUGCGUGAGCUGGCGACGGGGAUCCAGACGACCGAGAAGCAUGAGCCGUCCUCUCCGUGGAAGCGGCGGAAAGCGCCUGGGCCGAGGAGGAGCAGAGUGCGGACGAGCGGCCUCGGGUACGUGCGCCAUGUCGGGCAACUUGUGAGCAGCGUGGAUCGCGCCCAGGCUCGACAGCCGUGUGCGCGAGGUGGGACGAGCUCGUCGGACACGCCGAGCGGGCGAGCGAGCCGAGAAGCGGCAGCUGAAUCUCGAAGAAA
Molecule: messenger RNA, 696 nt
Organism: Prorocentrum cordatum
Lineage: Eukaryota; Dinophyceae; Prorocentrales; Prorocentraceae
Source: the annotation of a GenBank genome assembly